AUCAUCAGCACUCAGCAGCAGCAGCAGCACGACCACAGCAGUACACAGGAGUACUGCAGCUGUGUAGUACUCAUACUCCCCAGUACUGCGUUGCCCUUCUUCUUCUCUGCCUGCAGAUGGACUCACCGGCGCCCCCCAGCCUCUCUCCGGUCGCUAUCUUCUCUCUGUUAGCAUGUGGCGUCCAGGUGUUAGCCGCUGUGCUGCUGACACACAGGUACGGUGGGCGGAGCUCCGCUCAGGACAGGUGGGUCCUGCUGUGGCUCUUCUAUGAUGUCAUCGUCCACCUGACGCUGGAGGGUCCGUUUGUUUACACGUCUCUGGUUGUUUGUUGUUUACAUUUUCAGGAGGGUCCUAAAGCUGACAGCCGCUGGUUAGUUUCUGAUCCAACGAUCGUCUCCGUGGAGAUUCUGACCGUCGUCCUCGACUCUCUGCUGGCUCUGCUCCUGAUUCAUGCAGUACUGAAUGACAAGUACUACAGACACUUCCUGCAGAUCGCUCUGAGCGUGUGCGAGCUGUACGGCGGCUGGAUGACCUUCUGUCCUGACUGGCUGCUCGGCAGUCCCCACCUGGACACGUCCAGCUGGCUCCACCUGUGGGUCUACCUGGUGUUCUUUAAUGGCGUCUGGGUCCUGGUCCCGGUCCUGCUGCUGGCCCAGUCCUGGUUCUGUCUCCGCAGUCUGCACACGCUCAGAACGGACAAAAACCACAUCAGCAGGAAGAACAUGUAGACGCGUUGUUGUGUCGUCUGUUGUUGUGUCUGAUCUCAUGAUGACUUGAUUCUUUCUUAGAAAUCGAAACAGGAGAAACUCCUGAAAUUGUCCUUCAAAACACUGAUUACAAAUCAGGUCACAAUUAAACAGCACAACCUGUCGUCUGGAUCAACUCUAAAAUCUUUAUUUUUAUUAUAAAUAGAAUGUGAAUAGUCAAUAAAGCGUUGGGAUGAUCA
Molecule: messenger RNA, 946 nt
Organism: Stegastes partitus (bicolor damselfish)
Lineage: Eukaryota; Metazoa; Chordata; Actinopteri; Pomacentridae
Gene: ebpl
Product: EBP like
Exons: 4
Coding region: 117-728 (203 amino acids)
Biological process (GO): sterol metabolic process
Cellular component (GO): membrane; endoplasmic reticulum
Molecular function (GO): cholestenol delta-isomerase activity
Source: RefSeq, a predicted model, not a curated record